Molecule: messenger RNA, 357 nt
Organism: Aspergillus steynii IBT 23096
Lineage: Eukaryota; Fungi; Ascomycota; Eurotiomycetes; Eurotiales; Aspergillaceae
Product: RidA family protein
Exons: 2
Coding region: 1-357 (118 amino acids)
Cellular component (GO): mitochondrion; cytosol
Molecular function (GO): deaminase activity
Source: RefSeq, a predicted model, not a curated record
AUGUUGCUAAGAUUUACCCAGUCUCAAGCCAUCAAAUCCCCCGGUCAUGUCUGGCUCUCUGGUCAAAUCCCAGCCGACGCUGAGGGAAACCUGAUCAAGGGAUCAAUGACCGAGCAGGCUCAGGCAAUUAUCAAGAAUACCGAAGCCAUCUUGUUAGAAGCCGGGUCAUCGCUCGAAUACGUGGUCAAAGUCGUGGUAUAUGUCAAAGACGCGAAAGUCAUGCCUGAGUUUGCGGCAGUCUACGACCCUGCAUUUCCGCAUAAGCCUGCGCGAUCGAUGGUGGAGGUGUCGAGUUUGCCGGCGGGGGUGGAUAUUCAGGUUGAUUUCAUUGCUGUGACCAUGUCGCCUAAUCUGUGA